AUGAGUACCCCGCGCACCGUGGCUGAUGCACAUCUCCCACGCAUCCCCACUUCCAUCUUCAACGCCCCUUCUCAGCGCCUACUCGCUCUUAGCGCCCUCACUGCCCUCCAAGCAUACAAAUUAUCCAUCUCUCUCUCCCUAUGGUCCACACAGAGCUCUACACGCCUUCUAGACUCUGAAAUCGCUCUCUAUAGAUGGUCGCUGAUCGAUCUCUCUGCUAUCUUGCUUAUCUGGUGGUUGCGGAUCCCUCGACUGAGAUUCCACAAAUCCGUGUGGGUCGCUGCAGCAGCCGCGUUCUUUGCAUUUGAUUGGUUCCUCUUGGGCAGUUGGAAGCUACCCGUAACCCAGUUAUCCACACUCAUAAUCCCUUCUUCCCUGCUAAACGCGUUCACUUUCUACAAAACUCCGCAGGAACACAGCGUUAGGCUCAAGGACGUCAUCGGUAACCGCGAUAGCCAUCUCAGAGGCGAGCACACGGUUAGAGUUGGUGGCUUCAGCACCGCAAAGCUCAACCCAACCACUCAGUCUUUCUGUGUACCCAUAGCUCCCACCAAUCCAAUCGCCCUGCCUAUUCUCUUCAACAACACCGAUCCUCUCGUUCUCGCCUACUCUGUCACCCCCCUCAACCACGACGGCAGCUUGGCCGAGGAAAGCCAAGUGGAAAUCCAAGGCAGGGAGCUAGAGAAGAGCAGGCUUGGGUACGCUGAUGAUGACGAUGAUUUCUUCGACCCUAACCACGACUUGUACUCCCCACACGACGAGUUGGCUCUCUUGCCCCGUGGUCCAGGUGUCAGUGCCCCUCCACGCCUCCAGAAAACUCAAAAUAUCCGUUACAUUCCACUUAAUCCCUCCUCACUUCCUCCACCCCCUUUCAUCGUCCGCCUUAAGCACGUCGUCGACAAGUCUUCCGAAUUAGACGCCCGUCUAGCACGCACUGAGGCUGUCGUUGUAGAGUGUCCCUCUGCUGGUUUCGCUAGUGACCAACCCACACAACCCAACCACGGCGACCGCUGUGUCGGCGACAAGGUUGGCCUUCAGUUGGGUGUGCGUUCCGCCGGCGGUGCCAGUGUUGGUUGGAUCAGCCGCGGCCCGGAGGGAAGUGAUUUGCGAAAACUGGAUAAUAUCGGCUCGACAGCGUACACGACAUCUGCAGCGCAUGCACGCGCCGUAUCAACGACAACCUCCAUCCCUAUCAACGUUACGCUCGACAGGGCCGGUGCAUACAGUCUUGAGCUGGCUUCACUGGCUGAUUUCUUCGCCAACGAGCCAUACCCAUCGCUGUACGAGUCGGGGCUACAGCAUGCGUCGUCAUCUGUGCACUACAACUCGCACCCACGCCCUGUUGUACAGUUCGCUGGCUGUACAGCUGAGCAGCCCGUGCGGCUACUGGAGGGCGAGAAAGCAUCGGCCGAGUUGAGUGUGAGUGUUGGUGGUAUAUCCCCAGCGGAAGGGGGCGUUGAUGUUAGCGUAACUUAUUUCGAUAAUCCGGAUCUACAGCGCAGCGGUGCGUCUACUCCGCUCAGUGUGCACAUUCCCGCUGGACACACACACGCUGCCUUGCGAGUCACUCGCCCUGGUUACUACAAGAUGGAGGAGGUGCGCGGUGAGUACUGCAUCGGCGCAACGCACCUUCCCGACGUGUGCGGCGUGCAGACCACACCCAGACCGACACUCAAUAUGGAUAUACGUACUAUAGAAGACUGUAGCGGGGAAGUCGGUAUACGCGCUCAGAUGGCCCUCACCGGUGCAGCGCCAUUCACGCUAGCAUACCUUGUCGAGUUUGCUGGCGAAGCGAAGCGGGUAGAGAAGCGGAUUCACGCGAGCAGAGAUGAGCUCUCAUUGACACCGGAGCGUGAGGGCGAGUACAAGUACACGUUCCUAGCGCUGUCUGAUGCCAACUACCGCGAUAUCGCACUAGGAGAGCGAGGCGAGGGCAUAACGGCGACGCAGGUUGUACAUCCACUUGCAGGUGCGUCCUUCGCCGAGCCAUCUACCAAACGCACCGUGUGGAGCUGCGAAAGCGGGACGAUAGAUGUCCAAGUGGAGUUCACAGGGAGCGGUCCAUGGACGCUAGAAUACCAGACGAGUGGAACGAGUGCAUCUUCCAUCGCCGCACCCACUGCAUUCAGCGAGAAGGAUAUACACAACCGUCGUCACACACUCGCUGUGCCCAUACCUGCAGACAUUGAUCGCCUUGGGGGGCAAUUCCGCGUCAGCCUUGCUGGCGUCGAGGAUAGCAGGCGUUGUCGCAAGGCGCUAGCGCAGGAUUACACAGUGGUCGUGCAGAGGGUUAAGCCGACCGCAAGGCUAUCGGGCGCCACCAGUGCCACAGUACGCGAUGGAGAGUCAGCGUAUAUACCCGUACGCGUGACAGGCGAUCCGCCUUGGGUGGUAGGAUAUGAGCAUGGUGGGCAAGCUCACACCGUUACCACCCACUCGCGCCAGACUGACCUUGUCGUCGACAGCGAGGGGUUGUAUCGGCUGACGGAGGUGCGGGAUGCUCAUUGCCCUGGUACUGUUGUCACCGGUGAGGAUAGUUUUGCGCUUGACUUUAUCCCACGCCCGUCGCUCAGUUUGGGUAAGCAAACGCAGACGCAGGAGCAGAAGCGCAAACAUCAUCACACACUCCCGCCCGUGUGCACUUACGAUGACAGCGCUGUCUCCCUCGCUAUCUCGGGCGAGCCGCCAUUCGAGGUGGUGUACGAGCACACACACAGCGGUGCAAGAGCGGACGAGCGCAUUGCGAGUGUGCGUCAAAACCCUCUCGUCAGUCUCGACACAGCGGUGGCUGGCACACAUGUGUACCGGUUUGCGGGUGUUGGUGAUGCAAAUUACGCAUUGGCUGGGAGUGGGAGUGCGCAGGUGCAAGUAGAGCAGGUAGUGGUAGAGCGACCCUAUGCGCAAUUCGCGCAUACACCACGCGCGUCGUACUGUCUGGGCGAUGUCUUAGCGCCGCGUGAGCACGCUACACACCCUACUCACACCCCCCUCAUCGAGCUGCACGGCACAGCACCGUGGGUGCUUGACCUGGAGGUAGUCGAGGAGGGAGGAGCACAUGCUCGGCGCGUAUCUGUGCGCGAUAUCCGCGAGCCGCUGUGGGCGUUAGAUCUUUCCCCGCUGCGCUUGCUAGCUUUCGGCGCACACCGCAUCAGUAUUGUCGGCGUACACGACGCGAGUGCGUGUGUGGCUGAUGGGGGUGAGGAGAGCAGUGCACACCGUCGCAGCACCCUCAUCGACGUGGCGGAAUCAGCUACUGUCGUGCCGCGCGCUCGCGCCGAGGAUGUAUGUGUUGGUGACAGCAUGGAUUUCCAACUAGGCGGUAGUGCACCCUGGGUUGUGCGGUACGAAUGGGACGGCGUAACGAACACGGUAAAGAGCCGCUCGGCGCUUUUCAGCCGCGUCGCUGAGGAGGAAGGUCGCUUUGCGAUCACGGAGGUAUCCCACCACUCCCAGCGUUGCCCAAGCGCUGUGGAUAUUCGCCGUAGCGUUCACCCUCUCCCUGCAGCCUCGGUUAGCGAGGGAGACACUUAUAUUGAAGAUAUUCGCGAAGGCGAUCAAGCUGAAAUUCGCUUCUCCUUCACUGGCACUCCCCCUUUCACUUUCACGUACGAGCGUAGAGAAAACAUCCAGCGUGGACGCUCGCAUGAACUGGGCAGAGUGCUCGAGAGACAUACAGUGACGGAUAUUAUGGAACAUGAGCAUUCAAUUUACUCGUCGUUGGAGGGCACUUACGUCGUCUCCUUCAUCCAAGACAGCUACUGCAGAUAUCCAAAAGAUACACUGUAUAGAACAUGA
Molecule: messenger RNA, 3795 nt
Organism: Wallemia ichthyophaga EXF-994
Lineage: Eukaryota; Fungi; Basidiomycota; Wallemiomycetes; Wallemiales; Wallemiaceae
Product: putative nucleoporin -like protein
Exons: 3
Coding region: 1-3795 (1264 amino acids)
Biological process (GO): protein import into nucleus; nuclear pore organization
Cellular component (GO): nuclear pore transmembrane ring
Molecular function (GO): structural constituent of nuclear pore
Source: RefSeq, a predicted model, not a curated record